This is a messenger RNA of Seriola aureovittata, 3881 nucleotides long. RefSeq names its product CAP-GLY domain containing linker protein 3 (gene clip3). Gene Ontology annotation, molecular function: microtubule plus-end binding. Bases 165 to 2099 code for a protein of 644 amino acids. NCBI's taxonomy places the organism in Eukaryota, Metazoa, Chordata, Actinopteri, Carangiformes, Carangidae. The record is from RefSeq and is a predicted model, not a curated record. Gene Ontology annotation, cellular component: microtubule plus-end; nucleus; cytoplasm. The transcript is spliced from 15 exons. Gene Ontology annotation, biological process: cytoplasmic microtubule organization.
AGAGAGAGAGAGAGAGAGAGAGAGAGAGAGAUAGAUGUAGAGGAAGCAGGAGGGGGAGCCGAGCAUUACUGUUGUCUCUGCUGUGGAUCUGGUCGCUGUGAUCAGAGGGGAGAGGAUCAUCAUCGAACAACCAGCGGCUGGUUUUCAGGCCCAGCUGCAGCAACAUGACCAAGGAGGAGAACCUGGAGGUGCAGGAGAAGGAGAGGCACGAUCGGGAGGAGCAGGAGAGGGUUCAGAGAGAGGAGGAGGAGGCUCUAACCGAAGAGGAGGAAGAGGAGGACGAAGACGAGGAAGAGGAAUAUGAGCUACAGGAGGAGAGGGAGGGAGAAGAGAGGGCAGAGGUGGACGAUGAGGACGACGACGAGCAGGAGGAGGAGCGGGAGGAAAGAGAGGAGAGGGAGGGAGAGGAGGAUCCACCAGCCGGUCGGGAGCCUGAGGCUGAGCCAGUGCCCGAGCCCCUGUCAGUGUCCGAGUACCAGAGCCCGGUCAACGAGCCACGCCGCAGAGCCAUGGUUCACCCGUCUGCCCAGGCACCGCUGCCCAAAGACUAUGCCUUCACCUUUUUCGACCCGAACGACCCCGCCUGUUUGGAGAUCCUCAUGGAUCUUCGUACCACCAUCCCAGAGCUGUUCGCCAUUGUGCGUCAGUGGGUUCCCCAAGUGCAGCACAAGAUUGACAUCAUCGGCAACGAGAUCCUGAAGCGUGGUUGUCACGUUAACGACCGCGAUGGUUUGACUGACAUGACGCUGCUGCACUACAGCUGUAAGGCCGGAGCACAUGGAGUUGGCGAUCCGGCGGCGGCGCUGCGUCUCACCAGUCAGCUGAUCUCUCUGGGCGCCGACGUGAGUCUGAGGAGUCGCUGGACCAACAUGAACGCCCUCCACUACGCCGCUUACUUCGACGUUCCAGAACUGAUCCGAGUCCUGCUCAAAGCUGCUAAACCCAGAGUGAUGAACUCUACCUGCAGUGAUUUCCACUACGGUACAGCCCUCCACAUCGCUGCCUCCAACCUCUGUCUGGGUGCAGUGAAGUGUCUGCUGGAGCACGGAGCCAACCCCACUGUCCGGAAUGAUAAGGGCCAGGUUCCAGGGGAGGUGGUCCCUGACCCGAUGGACAUGAGUCUGGACAAGGCAGAGGCAGCCAUGGUGGCCAAAGAGCUGAAGCAACUGCUGCUGGAUGCCGUCCCUCUGAGCUGUAACCUCCCUAGAGCCACUCUCCCCAACUAUGACAACAUCCCAGGAAACCUGAUGCUGUCCUCGCUGGGGCUGAAGCUGGGAGACCGCGUGUUGCUGGAUGACAUGAAGCUCCAGAGAGACCAGAGCAGAGACGACGUCCCGGCUGCAAACCUCACACAGACCGGCACCCUGAGGUUUUGUGGUACGACAGAGUUUGCCAGCGGUCAGUGGGUCGGCGUGGAGCUCGACGAGCCUGAGGGAAAGAACGACGGCAGCGUGGGUGGAGUCCGCUACUUCAUCUGCCCUCCGAAGCUAGGGAUUUUUGCCCCGGUGUCAAAGAUUUCCAAGGCUGUGGACCAGACACCUUCAUCUGUGACCUCCACCCCCCGAACCCCCCGCAUGGACCUGGCGUCCCGCCUUGCUGGGAAGACCAAGAAGGAGAAAGAGAAGAAGGAAAAGGAGAAAGAGAAAGCCCAGAGGAAGAAGUCGUCCAUUGCCAGUCUGGAUCCAGAGGGACUGAAUGUGGAGGUUGGAGAUCAGGUUCUGGUGGCCGGACAGAAACACGGCAUCGUCCGCUUCUACGGCAAGACCGACUUCGCUCCAGGUUACUGGUUUGGUAUUGAGUUGGAUCAGCCGACAGGGAAACACGACGGCUCAGUGUUUGGAGUCCGUUACUUUAACUGCCUGCCCAAAUAUGGAGUGUUUGCGCCGCCCUCCCGCGUCCAGAGAAUUGGAGGCCCUAAAGACGGCUCACAGAAUGACAACUCCAUGGUGAAGAAAGUCCACCAGGUCACCAUGUCACAGCCGAAGCGUAACUUCAACACAAUGCGUUCUCCUAAAGACCUGACCUCUGAGAGCUCCAUAUCCAGGUUGCUAUUCUGCUGUUGGUUUCCGUGGAUGCUGCGUGCUGAGAUGCAUUCCUAACAACCCCCUGUUCCUUCUCCCUCUGCUCCCCCACCAUAUUGAUUUCUCUGCUCUUUCUUCUCUCCAUCUUUUACUUUUCCGUCCUCUUUGAGUCUCUUCAGACUAUCGCUAUCGCCGGUCAAACUUCUCAUAGUGAAAACCCAGUCUCUCUUACGCUCAGCCCAAUCCUUCUAAUUUAGCCGUUCUAUAGCAAAAUCUAUAGUGCCUUGGAUCUGAUCAAAACGUCCUGCAUUCCUUUAAUGAAACUGAAACAGCUCUGCUAAAGCAAUUCCCCUAAAUUUAUCUUUGUAUCCCUUCGCUCGUCUUAUAAUCCCAUUGUCCCAACCUGGUAUUUUACAUGUUGUGCUUUUAUUCAGGGCAGAAAAAUACAGCUGUAUACUUUCUCUAAGGCUAACAAACACUACUGAACAUUAGUUUGUGCUGCUACAUGUUUUGUUUUUUGCUGCUACUAGAUUUGGGUCUUGCCAAAUUUUGAAAUGAGUGCCAGAUGAAUUUGUCAUAAACUUACUUAUCAAUCAAGGUUGGCACCUGUUAGCUAAAAGAGGACAAUAACGUGAACACUUUGACUCAUAGAUUGUGGUUUGUAAAAAACAGACUUUGUAUAAGUACCUGAAAACAAACAACAAUGACCUGGGAAACAAAUCCUGAGUCAUGAAGGGGGGUGUAACUGAGAGUCAUGAUACUGUGCUGUUAUGAAAGAGCACAUGGAGGCACAAGUGUUCACAUUUUGCUUGUUCUCUGCAACGUUUCCAAACACAGCAGUGUUUGAGAUAGAUUCUGCGUAGCUCAAAAUGUUUUGGUACUUGUGCAGAAAUUUUUUUGGAUAUGGAGUUGUUUGUUAACAUCUGGCUGCUGCUUCCUCACUACUUAUCUGAGACCAAGAACUGCAUCAUAACAGCCACUGUCUCUGUUGUGUAAAUCCACCGUCCUCUGAUCCCAUGGGGGCAGUUGAGGUAGACACUCUUUAAGACACCUCAGCUGUGGUGUCCAUUGGCAGAAUAUGGCUAAAUGAGAGCCGUGCAUGGAUGGUCUCUGAUGAAGCACUGAUAUAAACAUGUUUCAGAGCAGCCUUGAACCAGAGGGAUAGCUUCUCUGCUCAGAGCACUGUGGUUACACAUGUGUAGCUGCAGAUCCAGUCUCAAUCCUAGAAAACUUAUACAACUCUAUAACUAAACUGAGUGUGAGGAACUUUUAUCCCCUGCAUGCUUUAAUCUCAGAUGUCAAAAUGAAAACAGGGUUUAUCUGCUAUUUUAUCAUAGUGUUACAGUCAGUUAUAUUUUUUUACCUCUCAGAUGUAUGCAACAGGCCUAAUUUUAACGUUAGGAUGUGAGAUAGCAAAAUAGUUCUCGGUUUCUUUGUGACAUCUCCUGUCACAUACAGGGAUCGUUGCUCUGUAGUUUAUACGGACGCCAUCAUUUUACCACUAGUUGAAUUUGAUGUAACUGCACAUCUUAAAGAUAAAACACAGCUUUAAGUUGUUUACUAGAAAUGUUAACACAAACGAAACAGUUGGACCUUCCCUCCCCUGAACAACAGAAGACUCAGUUUUAGUCAGUUUAAUAGAAGUAGAUAGACGAAUAACUGUCAUCAUUUAUCAAACAUUAGUCCAUCUAGUUAGAGUUAAAUUACAGUUUAUUAUAGACAUCUUAUAAAUAAAGAGCUGCAGUCAUUAACCAAAACUGCUAACAGACCCAAAAUCAUCAUUAUCUUUGAUGCAACUUCAAAAUCAAAAAUGUUCAAAUCAGAAAUGUGUUUUCAACCCCAUUAAAUGUUGUAUUAUGG